This is a messenger RNA of Chrysoperla carnea, 4145 nucleotides long. It is a transcript of the gene Sf3b1, whose product is annotated as splicing factor 3B subunit 1. The coding region runs from base 99 to 4112 and encodes 1337 amino acids. Gene Ontology annotation, cellular component: catalytic step 2 spliceosome; U12-type spliceosomal complex; U2 snRNP. Gene Ontology annotation, biological process: spliceosomal complex assembly. NCBI's taxonomy places the organism in Eukaryota, Metazoa, Arthropoda, Insecta, Neuroptera, Chrysopidae. The record is from RefSeq and is a predicted model, not a curated record. The transcript is spliced from 11 exons. Gene Ontology annotation, molecular function: mRNA binding.
UGUACCACCAUAAAUUAUUUUAUAGAUUUUGCUUGCGUUUUAUUACCAAUGGUGGCACAUUUUGUAUGUGGUGAAACAAGGUAAAUAAUAAACACAAAAUGGAGAAUGUUCCAAGAACUCACGAAGAUAUCGAAGCUCAAAUUCGUGAUAUACAAGCAAAGAAAAAAGAAGUAUCCGAUAAUAAUGGAAAUGAUAAAGGCGUAGGACUUGGUGAAAGUGGUUAUUUUGAUAGUGAUAUAUACGAUGGUGGUGGAAAUAAAAAGUACGAAGGAUAUGUGACUUCGAUUGCAGCAAAUGACGAAGCCGACGACGAUGAUGAAGAUGUUGUGUCGUAUAGUCAGAAACGUUCCGGUGGUUUUAACGUUAAUGUUGCAUUGCUUAAUGAUGUUGCUCAGAGUGAUAAAGAUUAUGAUCCUUUUGCCGAUCGACGAAGACCAACAAUUGCUGAAAAAGAAGAUGAGUAUAGACAAAAAAGGCGUCGGAUGAUUAUUUCACCAGAACGUGUGGAUUUAUUCGCUGAAGGUGGGAAAACACCCGAUUUUGGUUCCCGCACCUACACGGAAAUUAUGAAAGAACAAUUGUUAAAAGGCGAAGAAGUUGAGGUUAGAAAGAAAAUUUUAGAAAAAGCUAAAGAAGGUACUUUAAAAAUUCAAACUAAUGGUGAAUCAAAAUCAGCGCCCAAAAAAAGAGGAAGAUGGGAUCAAACUGUGGAUGAAUCUCCUGCUCCAACAAAGAAGAAAGCCGUUUUAAGCAGUGUUAUGGCAACACCUACAUGGGAUAACGAUCGCACACCUGCUGAUCAUAGAUGGGAUGAAACACCUGGUCAUAAAACUGGUAGUGAAACUCCGGGCGCAACACCUGGCCAAAGUACACGAAUGUGGGAUGCCACACCCGGGCAUGCUACACCAGGAGCUGCUACACCGGGUCGAGAUACUCCAGGCCACGCCCAUGAUGGGAAGAGCACAAGUCGCAGAAAUCGUUGGGAUGAAACACCAAAAACAGAAAGAGAAACACCUGGCCACAACAGUGGUUGGGCAGAAACACCAAGAACAGAUAGAGUAGGUGGUGGUGAUUUAAUUCAAGAAACCCCUACCCCAGGAGCAAGCAAACGUCGUUCACGUUGGGAUGAAACUCCUAGUAAUCAAUUAACUCCAUCAUUAAAUACUCCAUCCGGCGGAAUGACUCCACAAACUCCACAUGGUACACCACACGCCACACCUGGUCAUACUCCAUCAAUGGGAGUUUUAACUCCCGGGGGCAGCACACCAAUUGGAGUGAAAGCAAUGGCAAUGGCAACACCCACACCUGGACAUUUAGCUUCAAUGACGCCAGAACAGUUGCAAGCAUACAGAUGGGAACGUGAAAUCGACGAAAGAAAUCGACCAUACUCGGAUGAAGAAUUAGAUGCAUUAUUUCCACCUGGAUUUAAAGUUCUGCAACCACCUGCUGGAUAUAUUCCAAUUCGUACACCUGCUCGUAAAUUAACAGCUACUCCGACCCCAAUAGCAGGAACACCAACGGGAUUUUUCAUACAACAAGAAGAUAAAUCAGCUAAAUAUAUUGAUAACCAACCAAAAGGAGCAAAUUUACCAUUUAUGAAACCAGAAGAUGCACAAUAUUUCGAUAAAUUGUUAGUAGAUGUUGACGAAGAGUCAUUAAGCCCUGAAGAACAAAAAGAAAGAAAAAUUAUGAAACUUUUAUUAAAAAUUAAAAAUGGUACACCACCAAUGAGAAAAGCAGCAUUACGUCAAAUUACUGAUAAAGCACGUGAAUUUGGUGCUGGGCCGUUGUUUAAUCAAAUUCUACCAUUGUUGAUGAGUCCAACACUAGAAGACCAAGAACGUCAUUUAUUAGUGAAAGUUAUCGAUCGUAUUUUAUAUAAAUUAGACGAUUUAGUUCGUCCUUAUGUCCACAAAAUACUUGUAGUUAUUGAACCCUUACUUAUUGAUGAAGAUUACUAUGCUCGUGUAGAAGGUCGUGAAAUUAUAUCAAAUUUAGCCAAGGCUGCGGGCUUAGCAACAAUGAUAUCAACAAUGCGACCUGAUAUUGACAAUAUCGAUGAGUAUGUAAGAAAUACAACAGCUCGAGCUUUCGCUGUCGUUGCAUCCGCUUUAGGUAUUCCAUCUUUAUUACCGUUCUUAAAAGCCGUAUGUCGCAGUAAAAAAUCAUGGCAAGCCCGACAUACUGGUAUUAAAAUUGUACAACAAAUUGCCAUUUUAAUGGGAUGCGCAAUUUUGCCUCAUUUAAAAUCAUUAGUCGAAAUUAUUGAGCAUGGUUUAGUCGAUGAACAACAAAAAGUUCGCACAAUUACUGCCUUGGCUAUAGCUGCUCUUGCCGAAGCUGCAACUCCUUAUGGUAUUGAAAGUUUUGAUUCAGUAUUAAAACCCUUGUGGAAAGGUAUUCGUACACAUCGUGGCAAAGGUUUAGCUGCAUUUUUAAAAGCUAUUGGUUAUUUAAUACCUUUAAUGGACGCUGAAUAUGCAAAUUAUUAUACUCGAGAAGUAAUGUUGAUUUUAAUUCGUGAAUUUCAAUCGCCCGAUGAAGAAAUGAAAAAGAUUGUAUUAAAAGUAGUUAAACAAUGUUGUGGUACAGACGGUGUUGAAUCACAAUAUAUUAAAGAAGAAAUUUUACCAUCAUUUUUCAAACAUUUUUGGAAUCAUCGUAUGGCAUUAGAUCGUCGUAAUUAUAGGCAAUUGGUUGAUACAACUGUUGAAAUUGCAAAUAAAGUGGGUGCAUCCGAAAUUAUUAAUCGUGUUGUCGAUGACUUGAAAGAUGAGAAUGAACAGUAUCGUAAAAUGGUAAUGGAAACUAUCGAGAAAAUUAUGGGUAAUUUAGGUGCCGCUGAUAUCGAUUCACGAUUAGAAGAACAACUUAUCGAUGGUAUAUUAUAUGCAUUCCAAGAACAAACUACUGAAGAUGUUGUUAUGUUAAAUGGAUUCGGAACAAUUGUUAAUCAACUAGGCAAACGUGUAAAACCAUAUUUACCACAAAUUUGUGGUACAAUUUUAUGGCGAUUGAAUAAUAAAUCAGCAAAAGUACGACAACAAGCAGCCGAUUUAAUAUCACGUAUUGCUGUUGUCAUGAAAACAUGCCAAGAAGAGAAAUUAAUGGGACAUUUAGGUGUUGUGUUGUAUGAGUAUUUAGGAGAAGAAUAUCCCGAAGUAUUGGGUUCAAUUCUAGGUGCACUGAAAGCAAUUGUUAAUGUAAUUGGUAUGACAAAAAUGACACCGCCAAUUAAAGAUUUAUUACCACGUUUAACACCCAUUCUAAAGAAUCGUCAUGAGAAAGUACAAGAAAAUUGUAUUGAUUUAGUUGGUAGAAUCGCCGAUAGAGGACCUGAAUAUGUGUCGGCGCGUGAAUGGAUGCGUAUUUGUUUUGAAUUGUUGGAGUUGUUAAAAGCACACAAAAAAGCUAUACGUCGUGCUACUGUCAACACAUUUGGUUAUAUUGCAAAGGCUAUUGGUCCACAUGAUGUGCUUGCCACAUUGUUGAAUAAUUUAAAAGUACAAGAACGUCAAAAUCGUGUCUGUACAACAGUUGCGAUUGCUAUCGUUGCUGAAACAUGUUCACCUUUUACUGUAUUACCAGCAUUAAUGAAUGAGUAUCGAGUGCCUGAGUUAAAUGUACAAAAUGGUGUGUUAAAAUCGUUAUCGUUUCUUUUCGAAUAUAUUGGUGAAAUGGGAAAGGAUUAUAUUUAUGCUGUAAGUCCACUAUUAGAAGAUGCUCUCAUGGAUAGAGAUUUGGUACAUCGGCAAACAGCUUGCGCAGCAAUAAAACACAUGGCAUUGGGAGUAUACGGAUUUGGUUGUGAAGAUGCUUUAAUACAUUUACUGAAUUAUGUAUGGCCAAACAUUUUUGAGACGUCUCCCCAUUUAGUUCAAGCUUUUAUGGAUGCAAUAGAGGGAAUGCGAGUAGCUCUUGGACCAAUCAAAAUAUUACAAUACACAUUACAAGGUUUGUUCCAUCCAGCACGAAAAGUACGAGAUGUUUAUUGGAAAAUAUACAAUUCAUUGUAUAUCGGUGGUCAAGAUGCUUUAGUGGCAGGAUACCCUAGAAUUAGUAAUGAUCCAAAAAAUCAAUAUAUUAGAUACGAAUUGGACUAUGUCCUUUAAAUUUAUUUAUGCAUUAAAUGUAAUUAUUUGUGA